Molecule: messenger RNA, 875 nt
Organism: Phalaenopsis equestris
Lineage: Eukaryota; Viridiplantae; Streptophyta; Magnoliopsida; Asparagales; Orchidaceae
Exons: 1
Coding region: 177-641 (154 amino acids)
Source: RefSeq, a predicted model, not a curated record
AUGGAUUAAGUCGUAAGAAAGCAUCAGAAUCCAACCCCUACCCUCCACAACCCUCCGAAUAUAUUCUUUCCCUCCCCUUCACCAAUCAAGAUUCAUACUCUGAUCACCCAUAAAUAUAAAUACCACUACAGAUAAUCUUCCAAAACAUCAUACCUCCAGUUCCUGCUCGGCUUUCCAUGUCGUCUCCUCCAACCAAAGAACAAAGCCACCAGCAGCUCAACCGUGAGCUACGCGAUGCGAUCUCCAUCCUCACCGGACUUGGAAAGACCAGAAACGGGGAUUCCGAUGACGCCUUGGGGAUCAUCACAGUUGCUGGAACAAACAAAGGAGCAGUGAUGAAGAUGGAAGGUCCUGAAGCCGCCAUUGAUCAGAUCUCCGCCGCCGUGAAUCGCAAUGGCCGGGAAGGCACGGAGGCUAUUGCGAAUAGUAACUAUCAGAGCAUGAACAACUCCAUUGUGAUCGGUGGCAGCUGUGGUGCAGAGGAUCCCGGCGUUCAUCUCCUCGUGCAGGAUUAUGUAGAAGGAGAUGAGGGAGAUGAUGAACAUCACGAGGCGAAGAGCGAGGAGAAGAAGAAGAAAAAGAAGAAGAAAGAGACAUCAGAAGAAGAGAAGCAGCAUGCAGAGGCUAAAAAUGAAGAGUAGCGGAGUGGGGAGAUGAAAGAGUAAUGCAUUGCUUGUUCUGUCAAAAGGAAAUUUGAAUGUUUCAUGCGAAUUAAAAUUGUAAUUUUAGUCAUGUGGUAUAUGAAUUUAUAAUUAUCUAUGGAGUUUAGGAGCACAAGAACAGAUCUUUGUUUAGUAUGGGAGCAUUUGGGAUUUCAUAUCGUUAUAAUGUUAUGGGGGUAUAAGCAACUAAAGUCAAGUGAAUUUGCAAAUAAA